Messenger RNA from Nannizzia gypsea CBS 118893, 1731 nucleotides. RefSeq lists its product as hypothetical. The record is from RefSeq and is a predicted model, not a curated record. Gene Ontology annotation, cellular component: nucleus. The transcript has a single exon. NCBI's taxonomy places the organism in Eukaryota, Fungi, Ascomycota, Eurotiomycetes, Onygenales, Arthrodermataceae. The coding region runs from base 1 to 1731 and encodes 576 amino acids. Gene Ontology annotation, molecular function: protein binding.
AUGUCUCUGCAGCAAAAAGAGAUAUGUGAGCCAGAUUUAUUGAAGAGACGGCGAGAAUGCUCUUUGAUGAUUCAUAUUGACCCAUAUAACCCGAUGCGAUAUUACCAACGCGGCUUAACAUACCAAGCGCUUGGAUUUCCCGACUUAGCUGCUGCUGACGCCUACCGUGCUCUGACCUUAUUCGAUUCCGUACUUGAUCCCGACACAAGCGAAUAUCCGGCUCUAAAACGUGUUGGCCCGGAAGCUCUUUUGGAUUUGAGCUCGCUCGAGGCUUUCGUGGGCAGUGGAGGAGAUAGCGAGGAUUACGGAAACUACCACGAUGAGGAAAACCCCACGUACGAACCAAUUUCGGAUAAGGAAUAUGCUGCACAUAUCAUCGAGGUUUAUGAGCUAUUAGUGAAAUGUCUUGCCCAGUGUGGUUGUUUAAGGGACGCCUACGACAUGUGUAUGCAGGCUACCAAUUUACCUAUAGCAGGGAUCAACGGGAGAUCGCAGAACACAGAGCUACGGACGCUACUCAACAAGAUUAAAGAAGCCGCCAUUUCUACUAACAAGGAUUUAUCUGACUUUGAUCCUACAACCCUUCCGGCUCAAGGCCACGCCAGGCGAUCCUUAUACCCAUGGAACACCCACGAACCGGACCGAAACAAACCACAGGUUGUACAGUUCUUGAAUGAACGGCUGGCCCAGAUAGCGCCAAAAUGUGAGGUUCGUACAACAGCUUUACCGUCUUUGCAUGACAGUGUUGUGGAUGGAAACAUACGAGAAGAUAUCACUUUGGAGGGUGGUAGUGUUUCCAUCCAACUUGGCUUAUUUGCUAAGGAAGACAUUGCUCCAGGCGAGGUAAUUUUACACGAAUCAUCAAUGUUAACGGCGACAAACCGACUACAUGAUGAUAUAUGCGAUGCUUGCAAUGGUCGCUUGCCGGAACUCUCUUCCUCUGAGCCGCCCGUGGCUUGUGAGGAUUGCCAUGAUACUAUAUUCUGCAGUCAAAAGUGCCAUGAUCUAGCCCAGGAGCUCUAUCACGGUGCAAUGUGCGGUCAAGAUGGGCUGGAGUCUAUUGGCAAAGAUGUCCCAGAUCCAAAAGACAAAGCAGAUUACCUAUACCUUCUAUUGCUUGAGCGUUCCAUUGCAAUGGCAGCCACUCAAGAUGUCCAUCCUCUUGAACUCCCAGAAGUCAAAUACAUCUGGGGUGAUUUCUCCUCUUUGGAUGAGAAAGAAGACUAUCUUUUGGAUGCAAAUUUCACUAAGCGACCUACAUCAGCUACACUACCGUUUUCUUUCCAGCUUAACAUCGUCCAGCCUAUGCGUAUCCUGGAUGAGAUGGGGAUUGAUCCGUUCAAAUCAUUAGAUCGGUACGACACCUGGGUCCUAAAUACUCUAUACGCCAAGUUCCGUGGGACUGCAUCUGGUCGUCUAUCUACAUGGGAUGGGGGACCUGAAGUUUGUGCGGUACACCCCUUGUGGUGUCUGGCCAACCAUAGCUGCGAUCCAAAUGUGCGGUGGGAAUGGGGUGGUGAGAUUACAUUUACUGCUAGAACCAAGGAGGCAAGAGUUAAAUGGGGACCAGACUCCAAGUCUAGCAUGGGAGGUAUUUCGAAGGGCGAAGAAAUCCUAAAUCACUAUUGCGACAUCAGCCUUCCGGUCAAGGAAAGACGUGAAUGGGCCAUGGGAGCAUUGGGAGGUGCCUGCCUAUGUGAACGCUGUGUCUGGGAGGUUACACAAGCAUAA